CACACACACAAGACAGCGAUUACGUCACACGUCGGGAAUGCACUGAGGAGCUGCUGCUGCUUCUGCUGCUGCUAAAGGCCUCGGGAUCCGUCACAAAAUGAAACUGAAGGGAAGAGGAGAGUCACUUUAAAAGAACCCUGCCAUGUCCGGUCCCACCUGGCUUCCACCGAGAACUCUGGAUAGCCCAGAGCGAGCUGUGCCCCAGAUGUCUCACUCUGCCGGGUCAGCAAUGUACCGAGCCCCCAACAAAAAAGGGACAUCCGACUUCCGGCCAAAUUAUUGCCCCUAUGAGCAGAACGGAGGAGAAGGAGGAGGAGGAGGAGGAGGAGGAGGAGGGAUGGCCACCAGGUACAUGGCAACUGGACCCACAGGUGGGCCCAUUCAUCAUUCGUCGAGCGAUCACUAUUACCCCCCUCCACAUGGUCCCAAAGAAGAACGUAUAUGGAGCCCUCACAUGGACAGCUAUGAGUUGAUGCACCGCGGUCCUGAAAGUCCAGCGAGUUAUCACUCUAAAAUCGAUGCUGAUAUUGACUCCCUCACCAGUAUGCUCGCGGAUCUGGACAGCCAUCCACAGGACUCCAGCACACAACUGUACGACAACGUGCCUUACAACAAGUACCUCUCAGGGGAUCACUACAAGCCUGCACACCAGAGCCAAGCCCCUCCUCAGGGUCGGCCAUCCAGGGGCUAUCCCACUCAUCCCCAGAGCCAAUACCACCCAGGGCCCACCUACACCAGCGAUCUCCAGUCACCUCAGUACUCCACCUCCCACCAGCAGGACUACUACUCCUCUUCUUCAAGCCCUAAGCCCUACUCUCAGCCCUACCCUCAGCCCGUCCCGGCUUCCUACACCACUGCCUCAACUCCUACUGGGCCCAGGUUCAGCGUCCAAGUCAAGACGGCACAGCCUGUCACCUACUCUCAGACAGGCAGGCAGGCUGAACAGGCCUACACACCACCUCCUCCUCGCCAGCAUGUGUCACGCCCCCCUCCUCAGACUCAGACAAGUCCGCAGGGCUGGUACCCUUCACAUCCCAGUUCACAAGCUCAGGAGAUGCUCUCUGAGGCGGUGUACAAGGGGAGUGGCUCAGGACCUGGAGGAAGAGUUAACCAGGUUCCAAUGUCUAAGAGAGGGAUGGAAAAUAACCAAACGGGGUCGGGGGCUGCGCAGAGUCCUGCUUAUCAGUCCAGCAAGCAGGGAAUAGCAACAACUAGGCCUGAAGAAGAGUUGGAUCGACUCACCAAGAAGUUGGUAUAUGAUAUGAACCACCCCCCUGUUGAGGAUUAUUUUGGCCGCUGUGCCCGCUGUGGUGACAACGUGGUCGGUGAUGGCAGUGGCUGUAUCGCCAUGGAGCAGGUGUUCCACGUGGAGUGUUUCACAUGCAUCACCUGCCACGCCCGUCUCCGAGGGCAACCCUUCUACGCUCUGGACAAGAAGAGUUACUGUGAGAGUUGUUACAUUAGUACAUUGGAGCGCUGUUCAAAGUGCUCCAAGCCCAUCCUGGACCGUAUCCUGCGGGCUAUGGGAAAGGCUUACCAUCCUCGCUGCUUCACAUGUGUGGUUUGUAACUGCUGCUUGGACGGGGUGCCCUUUACCGUGGAUGCAACCUCUCAGAUACACUGCAUCGAUGACUUUCAUAGGAAGUACGCUCCUCGCUGUUCAGUUUGCGGUGAGCCCAUAAUGCCCGAACAGGGCCAGGAGGAGACAGUGAGGAUAGUUGCUCUGGACCGCAGCUUCCAUGUUAACUGUUACGUCUGUGAGGAAUGUGGUCUCCUGCUGUCCUCUGAAGGGGAGGGCCGAGGCUGUUACCCGCUGGACGGCCACAUCCUGUGUAAGAGCUGCAGCGCUUGCCGCAUCCAGGACCUUUCAGCCAAAAUCUCCACUGACUGCUAACAAAGCUUUUUGCGUGCGUCCCCUCCACCUUUUCAGCACUCUCACCAAUCCACGCACAGUCAACAUAUUACACAUAACUGAUGGCACAGACAGGAAAUGCCCCUGCUUUGCUCAGACUCGUGUGGUGCUUUUUUCUAUUCUUUUUUCUUGGUUGUGCUGCAUAUGACAUGAACUUUGCUAUAGUUCCUCUCUGUUGGUAUCCAGUUGUAACUUUUUUUGCAGAGGUACAUGUUUUGAGAUGGAGUCCUGAUGGAGUAACCACCUAACUAGUUUCCUUUCAAUCAGACGUCUGUUUUUUAUUUGGUACACAGCUGCCCCAUUUUUUUACGUUAAGUUCAGUAUUAGUAUGACUGUGGCCUGACCUGCAGGCAGCUUGGGCUCCACUUGGUACUGGUACUGCUCAACUAUUAGCUUGCACAUUAUUAUCACUGUCUAAGACAAUGGAAGUAUGGAAGCAGAACAUAAAUUUGGACCUGAAAAUGAGGGUCUUUUUUCAAAGAAGCAGCUAUAAAUGACAUUUGUAAAAGUGUAGAACUGCCUCAAACCAAGCAUAUUAAAAGCACACGAUGCAACAACUGUGACUGUACAUAACAGGCUGGUUUGGUUUGACAAUCAAACUGUUCCCAACUGUAGUUGUAGUAGCCUUCAGUGCAGUGGAUCUUUGCAGCGGAGUAGCCUCAUAUAGUAGGAGAAAUUUAGAAAAAAGUAUAGUUAAUCUUACAACCUAGUGAUUUUUCUUUCUUUGAGCUUUUAUUAAAUGCUAGUACAAUAUUUGCUAGAAAAAAUCUCUUGCACAUCUCCAACAUAAUAUCAUGUUUGCCAUUUUUUAAUUCAUCAAGAAUAACACUUUGAAAGUCUACAACACGCAAUCUUGCUUUGGUGUGAAUACCAUUUGUUGUUGGUUGAUACUUGACUGUUACAUUGAAGAUGAUGGUGCAAUGAAGUCAAAUGCUUUCUUCUGUCUUAGGAAAACAGGGUGUUGGUUUGCUUGAAAACAUCAGAAAUGUUAGAUCAUGUGAAUAGUUUAUACACGUCAUGUGUCAGUUGGAGGACCCUAGAUUUAUACUCAAUU
Etheostoma cragini (Arkansas darter) is the source of this 2966-nucleotide messenger RNA. RefSeq names its product thyroid hormone receptor interactor 6 (gene trip6). Gene Ontology annotation, biological process: cell-cell adhesion. Gene Ontology annotation, cellular component: stress fiber; focal adhesion. Lineage: Eukaryota; Metazoa; Chordata; Actinopteri; Perciformes; Percidae. The coding region runs from base 143 to 1894 and encodes 583 amino acids. The record is from RefSeq and is a predicted model, not a curated record. The transcript is spliced from 11 exons.